UCUGUCAAUAACAUCAAGUCAUCAACAGUGUGAUCGAAUCUUUGUGGUGUGGCGACGUGCAAGCCAGUGGUCCAGCCAUACUGAACUUUAUAUCUUCCACGCGGUUAUUGGAUCAAAAUUUACUACAGUACUGUAAUGUAAGAAUAAUAAGAUUUUUGUGAUUUUGAUUGAGAUCAUGGAUGUAUCUAAAAUUCUCUGUCCAUGUCUCAGCUGAUAAACCGAUACUCCUAUUUACGUUUUUGUCCGCCCUUGGUUCUCGAGAAUGAAAGUUAUUUUUUGAAAUAUUCAAAAUUCUAAACUUUCUUUUCGAUUCUGAUUCAAGUUCUACGCUUGAACAUUUCCUCCUCCUCUCUUUUCCUAUCGGCCAAACAGGCUAAUUCCAUGUUAAAACUCUCUCUACGUGUGUAGUUUUCUGCGUCUAUAUUUGAGCCUUCUAUAUACAAUUAGAUCUUUGACUACCAUAUUGAUCAAUGAGAGUUUCAAAUGUGUUGCUCCUUGAUUUGGCUUGAAUAAACCUAAUUGUUGGUUCUUGGGUGUUAAAAUUCCUAAUCAUUGAAGCUUUAAUUGAAUAUAGGUUUAAAAAUUCUGAUUCUAGUAGUGGGUUUAAGUCUUCGCUUAUAUUUCCUGUUAGCAUUAGUAGUAUAUGUGUACAGGGAUAGUGUUAUUAAGAAUAUCGACGAAUUCCCAAUCACAUGACAUUUUUUUAUCCAAUAGGUUAUGGAAAAUGGCUGAAAAGAUUAAAGUGCCCAAGCCAGCUGCUUCCUUUGAAUAUGAGCUAUUUGAAGGAGAUGCUGACCAUCUAAGAACGGUCGUUGCUACUCCUACCCAGAUUUCACCAUGGAUUAAAGCAACUGAAUUGAAACUAAAGCACAGGAUUGGACGGGGCAACUUUGGAGAUGUUUGGUUAGCAAUUCAUCGUCAGUCAGCUGAUGAUUUUGAUGAGUGUCAUGAAGUGGCUGUUAAGAUGUUACAUCCAUUGAAGAAGGACAUCGCUCAAACAUUUGUGUACAAGUUUGAGAGGUUAUUUUUGAAGUGCCGAGAGAUCUUAGGCGUUGGUUGGUUGCAUGGUGUCUCAAUUAUGAAUGGAAAGAUCUGUAUUGCUAUGAAAUUUUAUGGAGGAUCAGUUGCUGAUCGGAUAGCUUUGUUGAAAGAGCGCAAGCUUCAAUUGCCAGACGUUUUGAGGUAUGGGAUAGAUUUGGCAAAUGGAACCCAAGAGUUGCACUCAAUUGGGUUGCCUGUACUGAACCUUAAACCUUCAAACUUCCUUCUUAAUGAGCAUGAUCGAGCAGUCCUUGGAGAUUUUGGUAUCCCUUAUCUACUGCUUGAGAUGUUGAACUCUGAGAAAGCUUUAAUACUUGGAACACCCAAUUAUAUGGCCCCAGAACAGUGGGAACCUGAAGUGCGAGGUCCUAUAUCUUUUGAGACGGAUUCUUGGGGGUUUGGGUGUAGCAUACUGGAGAUGUUGACUGGUGUCCGACCUUGGUUUGGAAAAUCUGUUGAAGAAAUAUAUCAGUCAGUUGUGGUCAAGCAACAAAAACCACAGGUUCCAAGUGGCCUGCCUCCUGAUGUUGAGAAUGUUAUUAAUGGUUGCUUUGAGUAUGAUCUGCGAAACCGACCUUUGAUGGAAGAUAUAUUAUCUGUAUUUCAGAGGUCUCUGAAUGCCGUUAAUAGAGAUGGGGCGUGGACCCAUCUCAAAAGCAGAGGUCCGACAAAAAAUUCAAGCUUUGGUGGCUAUACUUCAUGGUAUCUCUCUAAAGAUCAUCUUCAAGUGGGUGACACGGUCCGUCCAAGAAAACCACUGAACUCAUGCAAACCUCAAAACAUGGAUGUCCCGAUAGGAAUUGUGGUUGGUCUCGAUGGUGACACAGAUAGAAAUCGCAUUGUGCUGGUAAAAAUUUCUGGACUGCAGAACCCUCUAAGUGUGCAAGAGUCAAAACUUGAGAGGGUCACUUCUGGCUUUGCUGUAGGAGAUUGGGUGCGUCUAAAGAACAAACAAAGCAAGCAUUCUCCUGUGGGAAUUCUGCACUCUGUACAGCGCGAUGGAUAUAUGGCAGCAGCAUUUGUAGGGUUAAAGACUCUUUGGAUGGAUAGCUGUUCGGAGCUUCAAAUGGCUAAAGCUUAUUGUGUGGGGCAAUUUGUGAGGCUGAAGGUCAAUGUAGCUAAUCCCCGGUUUGAUUGGCCUCGUAAAAGAGGAGGAGAAUGGUCCACUGGUAGAAUUUCACAAAUUCUUCCAAAUGGGUGUCUUAUUGUAGGUUUUCCAGGGAGGUUUGUGUUUGGAGAUGAAUCCAAUAGCUUCCUAGCAGAUCCAGCUGAAGUGGAAUUAGUGUCUUUCGAUUCUUGUCCUGGAAUGGUGGAGAAAUAUUAUCAUCUUGAGGAUUUUCAUUGGGCUGUAAGACCACUUGUAAUUGCAUUAGGUUUAUUUACAGCCAUGAAGCUAACCAUUUCCAUCGGACGAGGAGCAAGCACAAAACUGAGGAAGGGCCAAAGAUCUGGCGAUGGCCAGGGUAGUGGUAAUACAGCUUGGUUGCAUCCACCAAUCGCAAAUAUUCUUUUCGAAGAAGAUGCUCCUACUGCAAAUAUUUAUUAUUGAUGGAUUAAUAAAAUUGAACUUGACAUCUUCUUUGGAGAACAGAAAAAUCAGUGUGAUCCUAUAUUGAAAUUUCUAUAGAUUGCCUCUCCUUUCGUAAGCA
Jatropha curcas is the source of this 2690-nucleotide messenger RNA. Its product is annotated as protein KINASE OF THE OUTER CHLOROPLAST MEMBRANE 1. NCBI's taxonomy places the organism in Eukaryota, Viridiplantae, Streptophyta, Magnoliopsida, Malpighiales, Euphorbiaceae. Gene Ontology annotation, molecular function: ATP binding; protein kinase activity. The record is from RefSeq and is a predicted model, not a curated record. Gene Ontology annotation, biological process: protein phosphorylation.